Messenger RNA from Xyrauchen texanus (razorback sucker), 3451 nucleotides. Its product is annotated as kinesin-like protein KIF20A. Bases 152 to 2935 code for a protein of 927 amino acids. Lineage: Eukaryota; Metazoa; Chordata; Actinopteri; Cypriniformes; Catostomidae. The transcript is spliced from 19 exons. Gene Ontology annotation, molecular function: ATP binding; microtubule motor activity; microtubule binding. Gene Ontology annotation, biological process: microtubule-based movement. Gene Ontology annotation, cellular component: nucleus; kinesin complex; microtubule. The record is from RefSeq and is a predicted model, not a curated record.
GCAAUACAUUUAGUUACAGUAUUAACAGCGUACAGAUUAGAUGCUUUGAUUUUUCAGUCAACUAUCGAGAUUAGUUGUAGAAGUAGUAUCCUUAAAUUUCAUUCUGGAAUUACAUUUUCCCUAAGGGCAUCGUAAAAAAAGAUCUGGUGUAAUGGCUCUGGCAUUGGCUUCUCCUUGCGGGGUUCUGUCUGAUGAGGAAGAGUGUGGAGCUGUGUUUGAGUCCACAGCUGCUGAUAUUGGAGGACUCAUGAGAUCUCAGCGGUUUCUGUCUCCUCUACCAGAGAUCUCCGUCAUAACCCCUGCUGCUGACUCAAUCACUCCUAUUAAAGAGUCAGUGCAGAUUAAAAGUGAUGUAAGCAGAAGGGGCAGUGCUGAUGAUGGAGCAGAGAAGCUGAAGGUUUUCCUACGGAUCCGUCCUCUCUCAGAGGAUGAGCGAGGAGAUGAGCAGGGCUGUGUGAAUGUGCAGUCUGAGGACAGUCUUCUUCUGAGAGCACCCAAAGACUCGCGCAACAUGAAGAGUGCAGAGCGAGGAGUCACUCAAAGCCUGCACAAGUUUUCCUUCACUAAGAUUUUUGGACCACAGACAUCUCAGCAGGAGGUGUAUGAUCACACCAUACGCGAGAUGGUGCGAGAUGUUCUGCGAGGAGAGAAUCGGCUCCUCUAUACCUAUGGUGUGACCAACUCAGGAAAAACUUACACCAUACAGGGGACGGGUGGAGAGGCAGGUUUGCUGCCAAGGGCCUUAGUAUCUAUAUUCCUCAAGCUUUCUGGGAGGCUGUACUUGGCCAUGGAUCUCAAGCCUGUUCUGAGUCAGGAGAUCAGAAAGCUGGAAGCCGGUGAGGUUCGUGUUGAGGAAAUGUGCCGUGAUGCUCUGCUAAAAGAGGAGGAGAGCUCAGGUGGACCUCACUCUAGGCUGCGGGCAGGUCUGUCCUUGGACAGUGGCAUCAGUGGACUGUCAGUGACUAGUCACAUAGCAACACAGCUUGAAGAUUCAGAUGGUAUUUGUCUGGAGACGAAUGGUCUUUCCCUCAGCGGGGAUGAAGGUCUGGAAGAGGGGGUGCAGUUCUCAGUGUGGGUCUCGUUUUAUGAGAUCUACAAUGAAUUCCUUUACGAUCUCCUGGAUGCUCCACCUUCACUUCAGACCCGCAAAAGAGCAACUCUACGCCUCAGUGAUGACAAACACGGAAACCCUUACGUGAAGGAUCUGACCUGGAUUCAGGUACGUAGUGCAGAAGAGGCCUGGAAAUUGCUUAAAGUUGGUCGACGCAACCAAAGCUUUGCCAGCACUCACCUGAACCACAACUCCAGCCGCAGUCACAGUAUCUUUACCAUCCGCGUUCUACAUGUCCUGCCACAAGCAGAGUUGGGACAGGUGACUCGAAUCAGCGAGCUCUCCGUGUGCGACUUGGCGGGGUCUGAGCGCUGUAAAGACCAGCAGAAUGGAGAGAGAAUGAAAGAGGCAAACAACAUCAACACAUCUCUGCUUACACUAGGGCGCUGCAUCACUGCUCUGAGACACAACCAAACCAAUAAGUCUCGUCCUCCACUGGUUGUUCCAUUCAGAAAUAGCAAGUUAACCAGGGUUCUCCAGAGUUUCUUCUGUGGUCAUGGGCACUCUUGCAUGCUGGUCAAUAUCAACCCCUGUGCCUCCACCUAUGAUGAGACUCUUCAAGCACUGAAGUUUUCUGCCAUCGCCACACAGCUGGUACAUGGCCCAUGCAGUAAGACACGUGUGGCCUACAUCCUGUCUCUGCUUCGUGAGCAACCCGCUAUCCCCAACGACACCACUCUACUAGAGGAAGAGGAGGAGAGUGAUGAGGAUGGAGACAUUACUAUGUUUGAUCCUGAGGCUCUUCUGAAGGCCAUCGAUGUUCUGAAGCGUGAGGUGCUGCGACAGCGGCAGGAGAAAGACGAACUAGAGGCCAAGGUUCGAGAAGAGGUCUGCACUGAGAUGAUGGAGGUCAUCAAUCGCAUGCAGGCUGACUACAGUGAGACGAUGGAGAGUGAGAGGGAUCUGAUGGAGAAGAGAUGUGAGAACAAAAUCAACAACCUGAAAAGCAGCCUGAAGAAAUACUACAGCCAAGAGUUGGAGGAGCGAGAUGAGGAGAUCAGAGAGCUUACUACAGCUCUUAAGGAAAAGGAAGAGGGAGAUAUAACCUCAGCUCCUACAUUUCCACCUUUGAGUGAUGCCAGCUGUCUACGGCGCUCGCGCCGCUUGGCAUCAACACACAAGCGGGACACCGAACAUGAGAGCAUGGAGCUCAUGCAGUGUAAAGCUGAGCUGGACCAGUGUAAGGCUGAGCUGGACCUGAAACAAAAAGAACUGUGUCUGAAAACACUCGAACUGAAGCGUUUCCAGGAGAACAUGCCUCAUACGGGUGCCACGGGUACUCUGACGACUACAGCUGAGCGCAAACUAGAGGAGGGCCAGAGGAACCUGAAGCAGCUGCGAAUGGAGCUACAGAUGUUGGGCAUGAAGCUGCAGUCUGGAGAGAGAGCGUGUUGCCGUAACACAGAUGGAGAGAAACUUCGUCUUGCUCUCUCAUCAGCUGACACUAAACUCGCUAAACAGGAUCAAAUGCUUGUGGAGCUGCACACCAGCCUGCAGCUGGUCAAAGCAGACCUGCGCAAGAAAGACGAGACUCUGGUACAACUACAGAGCACUCAGCCACCCAAGCCCCCCAUAACACCCGGAUCCUGCAAGAAGAGAGGCUGUGUUGCAGCAGCAGCAGCUGCAGCUGCAGGUUACAUAGAGAACCAGCCUCCAGAAAAACGUCCCUUUUUCCGCACCCUGUUCCACUCACGCACGGCAUCCAAGACGCCUGUCCGUCAGACUCGACAAAGGCCUGAGACCACCACGCCCUAUGCCCGCGUGUUACGCUCACGGCAGCCUUCCCCUCCAUCCACUCCAAUUCAGCUCCGGUUCAAAUAUUAAAGGCCCAAGAACCUGUACACACAUUUUAUAUCUUUUUACAUUUCUAAAUGUACAUAUUACUUUUAAGCAUUUAUUGAUUCAUGAGCUUUUCAUAUUAUAAUCAGGUGGCCUGAUUCUACUUUUAAGUCACUUUUCUUUUUAUGGCUUUUAUUUGAUUGAAUGUUUUGAGGGUUUCCAUUUGUAAAAUCAGAAUGUUAUGGCUGUGUACUACUGUCAGCUGGAGCAUGUUUAAAAUGCUUUAGAAUGUGAAGAUUUAAAGGGAUAGUUUACCCAAAAAUGAACUUUUCUGUAAUUUACUCACCCACAUGACAUUCAUACAUGAAACACAAAAAAUGUUAAUGACAGAAUGACAUCCCCAGUCACUAUUCACUUGCAUUGUAUUGGAAAAUGAACGGUGAGUGAGGCUGUCAUUCUGCUUAAGAAAAUCAGUCAUAUGGGUUUGGAACAACAUCAGGGUGAGUAAAUGAAGAAAAACAAUUUUAAGUGAAAUAUCCCUUAAAGAUUUUACAUAUCCCA